CUGCCCACCUCUGUGUAGAGAAAAGGAGAGUGGAAGAGGGAGGGUGCAACUGGGGCAUUGAGAGUGCUCAACUCAACUCUAAAUCUAUUCAUCCACAUAUGAAAGGUGUUUUCAAGUUUGAUACUACCAUAAACUAUACUCUAAUGGAGUCCACUAACGGAAACAUCAGAACGCCUACCGUGUUUUGCAAUUGCAAGAUGCAGCAUUGUCUGAAAACGGAAUUGUCUAUGAUUGUAAGGAGCAUGGUUCUCAGGUGGCAGGGAAUGGCCAGUUAGCUGCUGACAGACACACUACACUGCUACCAAACUUCCCAGGCCAGAUCAACUGGUCGAACCUCUUCACUCUACUGUAGAUAAAGCAUGCACCAUGGCUAAAGGAGGGAAGAAAGGAGGAGGUGCUAAGGGGAAGAAGGUGACUCUGAAGAUGGCCAAGAACGCUGUGCGUGUGACCACUGAUGGCCACCGCAGACUGGACCUCAGUAAUAUGGGGAUCGCAACCUUCCCCAAGUGUCUCCUCAAACUACCAGACCUCAACGAGCUGGACCUCAGCCGCAACCAACUCAAGAAGCUACCAGACUUCAUUGGUGACCUGGUCUCGCUCAGCUGGAUGGAUCUCCAUAGCAACCAGUUGGACGCCAUACCGGAGACAGUCAGCCAAUUGGUGGCGCUGUCACACCUCAACCUAUCCAACAAUCGCCUGACCUCUGCGGGUCUACCCCCUUCGCUAGGCAACCUAGCCCGCCUACGGAGCCUCAACCUGGGCAUGAACCGCCUGGACACCCUGCCUCCCACCAUGGUGGGGCUUUGUAGUCUCCAAGAGCUGGGCCUGUUUGAUAACCUGUUCCUCUCCCUGCCUGAGUUUAUCAAGGUGUUACCGAGCAUUAUCAGACUCAACACCAAGAGGAACCCUUUGUCCUACGCCCAGGGAGACUCGGGAGCGACGAGGGGUGAAGGGGGGCUGGAGGAGGGGGUGUACCUGGCUAAGGAGGGGAGUCUGUGUGGGUCCUGUUUGGAGAGUUGCAAGAAGGAGAGGAGCUGGAUGCUAGGACGGAGGAGGGACAGAGAAGGUGAUGCGGAGAGCAGGGGUGUGCCGUACUCCGGGCUGGUUACACCAAACUCAGUGGCCCAAGCCAAUCAGGAACAGUGGAGGUGAGGAGUGACCAAUAAUGGUCCAGGGAGAGGUUUGACACUCAAGGACAGCCAAUGAACAAUGGGAUAUAGUUCUACAUAGCCGAUGAGCAAUUGAGCACAGUUCUAUGAUGUGAUGAUUGAUCCAAAUAGACAGUGCUCAAACCAACAAAAUGGACAACAAUGUUGCCAUUGUAAUUUUCGAAUGAAUAUACUUUUCUAUUGAAGUCAGGUCAUAUCAAUGUACGUCACCUGGCACUGUGUCACUGUUUGUUUAGGUCGACGAUGAACAUUUCUUAUUUUACCUGUCAAACAAUGAUUCCACAGGCCAUUAAGAGAGGUUGCCUUCAGUCUUUAUGUUGUAAAAUGUUGAAAUAAAGAAUGUCUUGAAAAUUU
Oncorhynchus keta (chum salmon) is the source of this 1523-nucleotide messenger RNA. RefSeq names its product leucine rich repeat containing 18a (gene lrrc18a). The record is from RefSeq and is a predicted model, not a curated record. The transcript is spliced from 3 exons. Bases 367 to 1152 code for a protein of 261 amino acids. Gene Ontology annotation, molecular function: protein binding. Lineage: Eukaryota; Metazoa; Chordata; Actinopteri; Salmoniformes; Salmonidae.